Molecule: messenger RNA, 1797 nt
Organism: Canariomyces notabilis
Lineage: Eukaryota; Fungi; Ascomycota; Sordariomycetes; Sordariales; Chaetomiaceae
Exons: 2
Coding region: 1-1797 (598 amino acids)
Source: RefSeq, a predicted model, not a curated record
AUGGUCCCCAUGCAGGAUCCUGCAGUCAGGAGACGAGGGGUAGCGAGGGUAAAUGACAUCUCGGAUGUCGACGACGACGACUGGGCCGUCUAUAGCGAUACCGAGAGCAUCUCGAGCCGUUCAACUGCAUCAGAUACCACCUUUGCUUCGGUCCAGGAGACCCUGCCAGCACUCCUCUCGGUCGGGAAAGAAGACCUCGACAAGCCUGUCUAUGAGGCUUAUAACAUGAUCUUCGUGCCCGACACGCACAUUGCCACGGGCGGCGCUGAAGUGCUGGGGGUCGGGAAAAAGGAGUACAGGACCGUAGGUGGGAAGGUGACUGUGACACCAAUACCAUCUACGCAGUCCGAACUCGCUAGCAUGCAUUUGCACGCCGUUGAGGCCUUCCAGGCCAAGCAUAAGCGUUGCUGGCCUGUUCGAGCGAUGCGCGGCAACACCAAGACUUACGAGCAAGAUCUCGAAGAGAAAUGCAGCAAGCUCCCGGCAAAGGUGAGGAUGGCCAUGGCUGGGCUCCUUUCUGAUAGGGGAAGGACAUCUUCAUCCCGUUACCGGACAAGGGUCUGGACCAUUGUCUCCAUGCGGGAGCAGCGAAACCAGCGAUUUGCUCAAGCCGACUUCCCCGAAGUCAAGCGCCACAAAAUCCGCUUCUGGAAGAAUCCCGGCCCGGAAGAACCUCUUCUGUAUACGCUGAUCCUUCGAGGAGCUGAGACGAAGUCCUGUGCCGAUGUAGAUGGUUUCAACACAUUCGGCUGGUCGUCAAAUCCCUGGAGAUUCGCCGAUAAUGCAGAAGCCCGCAGCAGGGGCAUUGAGCGGCGUCGUCAGCAGGAAGCCCGCCGUCAAAAAGGAUCCGAGUCACCGGCCUCGCACCGAGCGCGUGCACAAUCAGUAUCGCCGCCGUCGUAUCGAAGCGGCCGGGGACGGGACGAGUCGUCUGCUCCAUCAGCUUGCGAUAGUCGAUACGACUCGCCGCCUCCGUACCCGAUGUACCCGAGCCGCCGUGUUUUUGCUCCUAUGCGCAGCGGCUCGCCAAUUGAUCGCAUCCGGGUAGUACGGAGACAUGCAUCGUUUUCCGAUGCCGCGCCCGUUCCAACGCCCCCUGAAUCAUACACUCCGCCACCUGAGGUGUUGGCAUACAACAGGCCCUCAGUCGUGCCGCCCUCCACAACCUACGACAAUCCCUUUCUUCCGCGACAGCCAUUGGCAACCAAUGUCGCACGGUGUCCCGUUGCUCCAAUGCUCCAGCCCCAAUUCACACCCGAAUUCACGCCUGCAACAUGCGCCGGCCACCAGACCGCGAGGCCGUGCCCUCACUUUCCCCCAAAUCCACCCUCCUACCGCCCGACAGAUUGGAGAGGGGUACCGCAUCAACAACCGUGUGGCAUCUGCGCGCUGAGACCCGCCCCUGUCUUUGAUCCUCCGUACUUUGGACAGUCUUGCGAGCAACCGUUAUCGUCACCUGUGCCUCCACCCGCUCCAUUUAUCCCGCCACUCUCAACACCGUCCUUGUCAACAUUCCCGUCGGGGACGCCGCCGCCGCCGCCGCCGCAGAUGUCGCGCUGGUCAUGGUCCAGCGCGUCAGUGUCCGCUCCGGCAUGGUCGACUGCCGAAUGCCCUGAGCCAGAACUUCACCUCUGCAGCAACCCCAGCUCAUCUGCCGACAACAUGCCGAAUAGCGACAUGCCGAACCCGCCGCAACCCCAUAGAGUUAAUGAUUACUUCGAUCUUUCCUUAUUAAGCUCGGACUCGACUAGGGACAGUCGCGGCGACGACGGAGAUGCAUCAAAAGAGACACGCUGA